Molecule: messenger RNA, 2379 nt
Organism: Bolinopsis microptera
Lineage: Eukaryota; Metazoa; Ctenophora; Tentaculata; Lobata; Bolinopsidae
Exons: 18
Coding region: 874-2379 (501 amino acids)
Molecular function (GO): zinc ion binding
Source: RefSeq, a predicted model, not a curated record
AGCGGAUUUUUGCGGAUAUAUUCUGGAAAAAUUACAGACAGAGACAAGAUCAGCUUUCAGCUCACUGGGAUCAGGUACAAGAUCAGCGGAACCUAAAACCUAUAAGAAGAGUAUCUUGGGGAGAGAGGAGCAUUCUAUAGCGUGGUCAUAUAAAAACCGAUACUUACGUAUCACAGAGAGACAAAGGUUCACCUGCCGAGCAGGAAAUCGGAUCUCCAAAAACCCAACAAUCAAGAUGUGCCGUGGAAUUGAUCUUCCUAACAAGACAAUAAAGAUGGGCUGCAAAGCAUGGGUUCGGGCGUACGUUUUUGAAGUGUUGGACGACCUGUAUACAUACCUCAGCCCAGCUAACCUGAAGAAGGAAAAUAACGAGGACCUUCUCAGCUCGAGUGAAAAAAUCUAUGGGAUACAGGUUUAUCCUGUUCAUAGUAUGCACGAGCCAUGUGGUCAUCUACAAAGCCCUCACCCGGAAGUUGUAAAUAUCAUAAAGGAUAAUGGUUACAAAUGCCAAAAUCUUUGGAGGUUAAGGGGAAUUCUUGAGGAAGAAGUGACUAAGUUAUUAGAACAGAAAGGAUACACCAUACAUCUCGAUAAUAGAAUGUGGUUUCCCACUGUCUCUGAUAUCCGGAAUUGUUGUGCUUCGACGGGGCUAGAAGUCGACCGACUUGAUGAUUUGGUGGAAAAGUUCAGGAGCAGCGGUGAUUCUGUUGAGUUUAUCUACGAGCCAGAUAUGGAAGUGAAGACAAAUACGAAGUUCAUGCUCGUAUACCAGAACGAGGCAAUGAAGUCCAUCCUAAAAGACCAUGGCGACUACUUGUUUCUCGAUUCAACACAUAAAACGAACAAGUAUAAAAUGCCUCUGUAAUUCAGCUCAUGGUAUUCACACCUCACGGAUACCAGGUAGUAGCGGUUUUCCUUACUUCCAAGCUUGACGGCGACACAGUAGCAGAAGCCUUGUAUGUGGUGAAGCGUUGGAAUCCUGAUCUUUCGCCUACUUACAGCAUGACAGAUAUCGACACGGCCGAAAUUAAUGCCAUUCAAGAGGUUUUUCCAGGAACUAAACAUUUUUACUGUGAUUUCCACAUUAAACAAGCAUGGGAGAAAGCUAUCAAGAAUCACUUUAAGUCGGAUGACAUAGACAAGGAGAUUGUGGGUGAACAAUACAUCAACGCUGAAGCAAAGAUUACGGCGUAUCAGCUAUUACUUUAUCUAAUGGACGCAGAUUGUCCCUGGUCACAUCAUAUGACCGAAACACUUGAUUCAGACUUUGAGGCACGACUCUUGAGAGCUGCAAAUCAUCCGGUGGUUUUAAGAAACCCAGGAUUUAGGAACUACAUGAUCUCUUGGUCAUCACCAGUAGAGAGAAGCAGAUGGGCAAAACCCUACAGAGACAACUCAGCCAUUCGGGGGAUAUACACCAAUAACGGAGUUGAGGCUCUAAACGGUGUCCUUAAAAACAGAGUGAUGAACAACUCCAGUAAACAAGGAGUGCCGUCACUGCUGCAAGCAUUGGUGUAUGAUUAUCUGCCAACAAAACUGACCAUGUACCGACACAAGAGGAUGGCAGAGUCCGCUGGUUACAAACGAAUUCUGGUUUCCAACAAUGAAGCCCACUUUCAGUGGCCUUUAUGGAUGAAUGGUAUCCCACACAAAUCCCUACUCCGUAUCAAGGAAAACUACAAAAGGUCAGCGACUUUCGGAGUUGAAGACAUUCUCAGAAAUGAUGAUCACUUCAUCAUAAGAACAAGAGACUUCAGUAUAGAAGAAUAUCAAUCGUACCAUGCGUACAAGGUCACCGUCAGUCCGAGUGUCCACUGUGAUUGCCUGAACUUCAGGUCUUACCCAGAAUUACCGUGCAAACAUUUAUUGGCGGUUAUUCGUGAGUCGAACGUUGAAUGGACCGAUCUUCCGCUUUCAUUCAGGCACAAUCCUCACCUAUGCACGGAUCCUGGUGCUAGCUGUUCGACUCAAGAAGUUAGUCUUCCACUAACAGUACCCGAUAGUCUUCCACAAGACCAGAGCCCGAAGAAAACAGAUAAAAACACUGAGGGAGACCUGAAUGCAACAUUCGGAAAGCUUGCAGAUCUUAGGAGCAUGAUCUAUAAUGUUGCUCCUGAAAAUAGACGUGAGAUGAGAGACCUUGUCACAAGUGUUAUUGAUGGGAUGCUUCUUCCACGGCUUUCGGAGAUGACAAAGAUUGACAUGACGGUAACAGCAGGGGACGAUUUGCCACUGUUGUCAACGACUUCUCGGGCAGAAAAGCGGACGGACUUCGCAGAUUCGCUCCCAAAGCGAGCAAAAAAAAAGCGAAAGAAGUUUCCCGAAAGGAAACUAGAUUAUGGUUUCGGAUCAGACUCUGAUUUCGAGAAUGAUGUAUGA